AUGGCGCCACACAACUAUCAAGACAUAGUCCUCUCUCUUAGCCACUCCAACAAAGUCGGCACUAUCAAGCUCAACCGGCCGAAGUCCCUCAAUGCCUUCGGCGGAAAUCUUAUGCUCGACAUCAUUGCGGGGCUGAGGGAGUUGAACGAGCAUCCUGAGACCGUGUUUACUGUUAUCACUGGGGAGGGAAGAUUUUUCUCAGCAGGCGCCGAUGUGAAAGCCACCGGGCGCGACUCCGCCAAUAGUGGCUCACUAAGUGAUGCUCAGAAGAAACUCGAUCAUAUGGGACGGUUUGUCUUUGCUGUAGAGAUGCUGCGGAGCAUGAUCGAUCACAAGAAGGUGCUGGUUGUGGCGUUGAACGGGCCUGCUGUUGGUGGUGGCGCUGCUUGGUUUCCUGGUGUUGCCGAUAUCCUCCUCGCCUCAGACUCCGCUUGGCUACAAGUGCCCUUCUCCGCCCUGGGCCUCGUGCCCGAGUUUGGCUCGGCCAUCAACUUCGCCCAAUCAAUCGGCGUGCAUCGCGCUAACGAGUUCCUCAUGAUGGGUCGCAAGCUCACUGCGCAAGAACUCGAAACCGCUGGGCUUGUCAACCAGAUCUUCCCGACAUCGUCGUUUCAGCAGGAUGUGGCUAAGUAUCUUGAGGAGAAGCUUCAGAUCAACGACGGGAAGAGUAUGAUGGAGGCGAAGCGCUUGAUGAACGCGCCAUUGAGGGACGGAAGGAUGAUCGCUGUGCAGAACGCGAUGGACGCACUGUCGGAGAGGUUUGUGGAAGGAGCACCGUACGAAAGGUUUGCACUGAAGAAGAAGGAAAUGGAGGAGAAGACACGAACCACCAUUAUGGGAAGACUACUUGACAAGAUCAGCCAUUGUGGCAAGGGGAUCACUCUGCGCAAGCGCGACAACGGUAUUGUACCGCCAGUUGAUGCCUCCGGGCGACGCGCAGCGAUCUCAGAGGAAAAGCCGGUGGUUGCUCAGCGCAACUCGAGUGAGUCUAUCAAAUCUGCUGAUGCCGCGUUCUUGCUGGCUCACGAUUUAGAAGACUGCAGAGAUGGCAGCAUCAAGCAGCCAACACGAAAGAAGAGCCAAUACUCGAUACAGGAUGAUGGAAGCUCGACGAGAGAGUCGACAUCGUUUCAAACCCAAACACCAAUACAGCAAGAGCGCAGCACAGAAAGAGCGUCCAACCCGAUCGAGCCUGUCGCAACGACACCUCAGGUCGAGCAAGUCGCACUGCAAGAAGGACUCGCAGACGCGAUCUUCGUGCAGGCCUUCUCUAAACCACGAAAGAAGCGUCACUGGCUCAGAGACAAGAUACUCUCUACCUCCAUCGCCGAAUGUAUAACACCCUGCUGCGUCAAGCCUCAAGGUAAGACCAAGAAACAAUCAUACUUACGGAAAUGCAUCCAGAGCUUCCGACCGACCAAGAAAGACCCACAGACGACGUCUACCUCAACUAUAUCCACCGAGUCAUCCCAUUCGUCAACCCCAUCACCGCCUCCACGACUACGCAAAGUCGCCUUCGCUCCCGAGGCUACAAUCCAGCCCUUCGACAUCCACGCAUCCUCCUCCCAGUGCCUAAGACCAACAAAAGAGUCCUCACCUCUACACAACAAAACCACCACCCACCAGUACCGCUCUUCACACGCUCACGCCGGCAGAAGUGGCAGAUCAAGCCGCGGCGACACUCUCCAGAUCGAAUUCCGGUCUGCUUCCUCUGCAUUGACCCACGUGAGAAAAGAAGCCAUGCCGGGGCUUCUAGUCCGCGCAGGCAGUGUGCCCAACAUCACCGCCCUGAAACACGGCGUGGUAAUAAUUGUUCCAAACGGCCCAAGAGAACGAAAGCCAGACUUCAUCCGGUUCCGCCUCAUGAAGCUCGACCCAGCCACCGAGGAACUGUGCGACUACAGCGAGGAGUUCACUCGGCUUGGCGGGCUCAAGAAAUGGAUGCGCUUCGACACACCCACCGUGUCGCCAAAGGCGCCAACAAAGGCGGAAUGCCGGCGGUGGAGUGGCCUCGCCUCCACGACUUCAUGCCCUUGCCGAUCCUCCGCGGAAGAAGACGCAGAGCCGCAGCUGAUGGGGUUGGAGGUAGAAGGAGAUCAGGCAGAUGCGGCGAAAGAGGGCUCCGUGUGGCGCACACUCCUCGUGCCUUUGUCUAGAGCGCAAGACGACGAAGACCCUGGGCCGACAGGCGAAGAGAUCCGAAAGGCGCUGGAAGCACGCCAAGUCCGACCCGUGGUGGAGAUGUUGUGGACCGAUGACUUUGGGCGACGGACCAAGACUGUGAGUAGUGAGCAGCGGUUGCCAGUCAUUCGCGAUCCGCAAGCAGGCUUUUAUUCGCGCAAGGCGGACAGGAAGGCUGCGUUGGCGCGAGGCGAGACUAUACGACGUCCUUGGUGA
Molecule: messenger RNA, 2397 nt
Organism: Cyphellophora attinorum
Lineage: Eukaryota; Fungi; Ascomycota; Eurotiomycetes; Chaetothyriales; Cyphellophoraceae
Product: Enoyl-CoA delta isomerase 2, mitochondrial
Exons: 6
Coding region: 1-2397 (798 amino acids)
Biological process (GO): fatty acid beta-oxidation
Cellular component (GO): peroxisomal matrix
Source: RefSeq, a predicted model, not a curated record